Molecule: messenger RNA, 192 nt
Organism: Suillus subalutaceus
Lineage: Eukaryota; Fungi; Basidiomycota; Agaricomycetes; Boletales; Suillaceae
Exons: 1
Source: RefSeq, a predicted model, not a curated record
GAAUUGCUCCCAGCACCGCCUCGAUGGAAGUAUGAAACAGUUACAACCGAGUUUCCAACAACAAAGAUCCUCCGAAUAUUUUAUCGGGAUGCAAUUGAGUGCUUACAAUCACUUCUCAGCCACCCACUGAUGGCUACCAGCUUUGAUUUCAUCCCUCGCAAAGUUUAUGAGUCUGCUGAACGUGCUGUCUGA